This is a messenger RNA of Vollenhovia emeryi, 1098 nucleotides long. RefSeq names its product serine racemase-like. The record is from RefSeq and is a predicted model, not a curated record. Gene Ontology annotation, molecular function: L-serine ammonia-lyase activity; threonine deaminase activity. The transcript has 5 exons. Gene Ontology annotation, biological process: L-serine catabolic process; L-threonine catabolic process. NCBI's taxonomy places the organism in Eukaryota, Metazoa, Arthropoda, Insecta, Hymenoptera, Formicidae. Bases 1 to 1098 code for a protein of 365 amino acids.
AUGGAGAAAACACAAAGGACAGAGAAGGAAGAAGAGAAAAGAGAAGAGAAGAAACCAAAACUGGAGCAAAGUAUCGAGAAGGAAGAGAAAAAAGGAGAAGAAAAGAAAAAAAAGGAAAGAACAGUGCUAUUUUCUUAUAAUAUCGUCAUGACUGUGACAAGUAACAUAUGGGAACAAUUUUUUACAAAUUUUUGUUCAAACUACAAAGUAUAUUUUAUCAGUGAAUUAUGCCAGAAUACGUGGAGCAUCAACGAUCGCGGUGUGGCUUAUACUCUGGAUCAGCUGACAUACGAACAGAAAAAAAAGGGCGUGGUAGCAGUUUCAUCGGGCAGCUUCGCAUAUACUCUCGCGUAUUUCGGAGAGAUAUUUAAUAUACCAGUGACUCUAAUAAUGAGAACAGACGUAGAAGAAAAUUUUCUUCUUAUGUGUAAAAAUCGUAAAGCAGAAGUGAUCACCGAGGACGACAUAAUGCAAGCACACAAAUUGGCUUUGAAUAUCGCUCAGAAGGAGGGAAAAGUUUACUUAGACGGAAACGAUCAUCCAAAUAUGAUUAUUGGUCAAUCCACCUUGGCUUUGGAAAUUGUAGAAGAGGCAAAUUUUGAUGCAGUCGUACUACCGACGUUGAACAAAGUAUGUGAACUCACAGUGGGUAUUGCGAUGGCUCUCAAGGAAUUGAAACCGAGUAUAGAAGUUAUGAUAGUCCAAAAUCAACUUUCUAACUCUUCAAUCAGCCGUAUCAGAGAACAAACCAAUUCAUCUGUUGAAUUAAAUAUUCCUGUAUUAACAUAUAACUGGAAUAAAAUGACUACAGCCAAAUUGGAACUUUGUAGGGACAGCAUGGUUAUAAUGCGUCCAUCGGAGUAUUCUUCUUAUGUAGCGACUGAAUAUCUAAAUCUAAAGUAUGGCAAUGCCGAUUGUAAUGCAGCUCUCGCUUUAGCUGCGCUUUUAGCUGAUAAAUUCAAAGGACUGAGGGGAAAAAAGAUUGCAAUACCUAUGUACGGCAAGAUGGACUACUUUUUUGUUAAAAAGGAUUUGGCGGAUAUUACAAUAAGUCAAACCGCAAAUACUGAGGUCGCUGGACCCUCAAGAAGAUCUUAA